Molecule: messenger RNA, 691 nt
Organism: Poecilia latipinna (sailfin molly)
Lineage: Eukaryota; Metazoa; Chordata; Actinopteri; Cyprinodontiformes; Poeciliidae
Product: mannose-specific lectin-like
Exons: 4
Coding region: 174-524 (116 amino acids)
Source: RefSeq, a predicted model, not a curated record
ACUCCACCCACAUUUCAGAGGGUUUAAAUACGCUCGGCUCUGAAAGACGACUAUCCCUCCACUUCUGCAGAGUCAGAUCCCGGUUGAACAUUCACGGCCGACAGACAAUAUAAAGACGCUCGUUGUCUCUGACACCAAACAGACCGACUGCCGCUGGACACUCAAAGCUAAAAAUGAGUAGAAACUACCUGUCCCACAACGACGAGCUUCGCAAGGGAGAUUAUCUGUUGUCCAACAACAGAGAAUGGAAGGCGAUUUUCCAGAAUGAUGGAAACUUCGUCAUCUAUGGCUGGAAACCGAUCUGGGCCUCUGACACCUGUGGAUCUGAUGCAGUCCGCCUGAUUAUGCAGGCAGAUUGCAACCUGGUCAUGUACAACAACAGUGACACCCCUAGAUGGCACACCAACUCCUACCAGCAGGGUUCUCAUGUUGGCCGUGUUCAGCUGACUGAUGACGGCAAACUGCUGGUGUACAAAGACUCCCAUGAAAUCUGGAGCUCUGCCAAUUCUAAAGGCAUGAAGUGAAGCUGCAACAUUAAAAAUCUCACUAGUUUGACUUCCCUGCAUUUAAAAUUACUCUUUCAAAGGAUCUUCUAGUGUUAGCUUCACUGCUUGGUAAAAAAAUGUUAAGGCACGACAUGUCAAAUCCAAUGCAGAAAUAUAAUAAACAUAUUUUCCUUCCUGUGUAAUGU